Corythoichthys intestinalis (scribbled pipefish) is the source of this 4380-nucleotide messenger RNA. RefSeq names its product scavenger receptor class F, member 2 (gene scarf2). Gene Ontology annotation, biological process: heterophilic cell-cell adhesion. The transcript is spliced from 11 exons. The coding region runs from base 417 to 3236 and encodes 939 amino acids. The record is from RefSeq and is a predicted model, not a curated record. NCBI's taxonomy places the organism in Eukaryota, Metazoa, Chordata, Actinopteri, Syngnathiformes, Syngnathidae. Gene Ontology annotation, molecular function: scavenger receptor activity. Gene Ontology annotation, cellular component: focal adhesion.
GCGCGCUCAGCCAAAGACAGAGUAACAAAUCAGGAAUUUCCCUCUUGCCACUCCUGAGAGCGCAAGAGAGGACAAAAGUGAAGUUCUCCUUAGAGAAGGACAGCCAGCGCGGGACCGUCCACUCGUCUAUACUUUAUUGGACUUUUCCCACUACAGUUUAUCAGAAGAGAGGCCAAUUUUGUCUUUCCAGAAAAUGAUUUUGGAGCCACUGGUUUUGCAAAAGAAGAACACUGGAUGGAAGUAACGGUGCAACAUACGAGGACGACGUUUAUAAACAAAAUUGCCUUUGGAAUCGGAGUGGACGCAAUUGGACUUUCGAACAAGUUAUUUGGAGACACGCUUGGAUUAAGUGCGCAAAAGCAAAGUUUUUGUGUGGAAUAAGUGAAGGCGUCGAGAAGGAUGCUGCUGCUUUUACGAUGGAAGUGAAGAACUUUUUAGCUUUUGCGGCGGUGGUUUAUCUCCUUUUUAGCGUCGUUGCGAGCCAGCAACUGAGACCCAAAGGCAGAAAUGUUUGCAAAGCAGCUGGAUCUCCAGGCUUGGUUUGCUGCAGCGGAUGGGCUCAGCUAGGAAGUGAAUGCCUGACACCUCUCUGCGAAGGCAACUUUACGUGCAAGGAAAAUGAGGUGUGCGUCAGGCCUAACGAAUGCCGCUGUCGCCAUGGAUACUUUGGAGCGAGCUGUGACACAAAGUGUCCAGCCCAGUUUUGGGGUCCAGACUGCAAGGGUAAAUGUAACUGUUACCCCAACGGCCAGUGUGAUGAUUUGACAGGCAAAUGCACGUGCAACCACAAUCGCUGGGGGCCAAACUGCGAGAAUUCCUGCAUGUGUCAAAAGGGCAAAUGUGACCAGGACACGGGCUUUUGCACAUGUCACCCAGGGUUCUGGGGCCCUCAGUGCAACAACAACUGCUACUGCAGCGUCAACUCAAUGUGCGACCCUAUGACGGGCCGGUGCACUUGCAGCCCCGGCUGGACGGGCCGCAACUGCGCCACGCAGUGCAACUGCAACAACUCGCCGUGCGAGCAGUUCUCGCAGCGCUGCCUGUGCAGGGAGAUGAUGUGGGGCCCAAGAUGUGACCGGUAUUGCGGGUGCGUCCACGGCAAGUGCAACCCGUCGGACGGCUCGUGUACCUGCACGCCAGGUUACCGUGGGAAGUUUUGCAGGGAGCCGUGUCCUGCUGGUUUCUAUGGGCAAAACUGCAGAAACAAGUGUGGCCACUGCAAAGGCCAGCAACCAUGUAAGGUGACGGAGGGACGCUGCGUCACGUGCGACAAAGGCUGGAACGGAACACGCUGCGACCAGCUCUGCUCCAAAGGCUUCUUUGGCGAAAACUGCCAGGAAGUGUGUCCCACCUGUAAGGACGGCCACCACUGUGACCCCAUUCAGGGCAAGUGUGCGCACUGUAACCCCGGCUGGAUUGGGGACAGAUGUGAGGUGCGAUGCCCUAAUGGCACGUAUGGCGACAAUUGUGAAAACAACUGCAGCCACUGUUUCAACGGCAACUGUCAUGUUGUCACAGGAGAGUGCCUGUGUGACCAAGGAUUUUACGGAAUCUACUGCAAUAUGACCUGCCAACCUGGACAAUACGGAGUGAACUGCAACCAAACCUGCCCUUGCCACGACAAAAACUGCGAUCCCGUUUCUGGCGCCUGCUAUCUUCAGCCCAACCAGCGGAUGGGCGUGAUCGCGGCCGGAACGCUGGUCUCCUUUUUGCUGAUUGUUUUGCUCUCUCUGCUGUGCUGCUGCUGCCUGUAUCGACACAAAGAUGACCACAAAUCUAACCCAGACAACUCUUCCAACAGCAAAAAAGCCAAGUGGAUCCUGUGCGGACGAUUUAGCCGAAUCAGCACUAAACUUCCCCGUAUUCCACUGAGGAGGCAGAAACUGCCAAAAGUAGUUGUAGCCCACCACGACCCAGAGCAUAACUUCAACUGCAGCUUUAUUGAGCCCCCCUCGGCGGCUGAACAGCCCUCCCCUUCCUCCUGGUCGUCCCAGGAGUCCUUCUCCUCCUUUGAGAGCGGCGACGAGGGCCCAGUUUACUGCGUGCCUCAUGAAGACUCUGUGAAUGAAAGCAAAGAGAAGCGCAGCCACAGUCCAGAAACAGAGAAGGCUGAAGCUACCCCUACUGAUGAAGAUGCUGGAGAGUACACCUCCCUAAAGGAUACUAGUGUCAUUAAACCAGAGGGCGUUGAUCAACCUGUGCUGAAGUCCUCAGAUAGCGAAGGCUCUACCAGUGGUUCCGAAUACGCAGCUGCAACCCUCUACGCCCGCAUUGCCCGCCUCUCCAAGCAGUCCAAAGAGGAUGACAAUAGCGGCAGAGAUGGGGAAUUACCGAACCCAGAUUACAAGCGCAACGGUAAACCACCACCGUCGCCUGGUAGGCCCAAGCCACGGCCACCGGACCCCUCGACCAAACCGAAAGUAUCGUGGAUUCACGGAAGCACUCCCCAACAGGACCAACAAGGGCAGGGAUCGGGUAAAGCGCUUCCCAUUCCAAAGGAGAAAAAGAGAAGCUCCAGUGACGUCUCAGCCAAGAGCGAGAAGAGCGUCGAUCACCAGAAAAAGCAAGAGAGCGACACUAGUGGCUCCCCCAGUAAACACAAACCUCUGCGAAGCAAGAAGUCUGGCGAUGAUCACAGCAGUCCCAGUCACAUGGAGCACAUCAAUGGAGUGGUUCAGAAUGCCCUGAGGAAGAUUAGUAACUUCCACAGCUCUUCAUCUGAGAAGAAGAGUGCUGACUCUUCAAAAGAAACCCCGAAGGAACCUCCUAAGAGUCCCAAGGUCGUCCAUCCCCACAUGAACUCUGAAGCCGCCACCCUCCUGGCCGCUCAGCUCAAGGAGAAAACUCAAAGCAUCAACAGGAACGAGGGCACGGGCCUGACGAAGACGAAUGGAAUUUCCCGGGAGAGGCCGACUCCACCGCAGAAAGCCAAGAGGACCCCGUCUGCCGGUUUGACCCAGCAGGGAUCUACUAAGCCCCUGCUGCCCACCUCCAGCAGCCUUCAGAAAAUGGUGGCGCCCAUCACCACUGACCAAAGGACCCCCGAAGCCAAGAGCCCGGAAAAGCAGGACUUGAACGGCUCAAGGCCGGGGGAUCCGGCGUCGGAUGCGACACCUAAGAAGACUCCCAUUAAAAAGCCGCCGAGAAAGAAAUCCAAAGAGGCUUCAUUGGAUACACCAGAGAGCAAAACCCCCCAACAAAAGACAGCCAUCAUGCCACCCCAGAUAGUCAAGUAAGUGGCUUUAUUUCACAAAUCAGCAGCAUUUGUAUGCAGAGACAACAUAUUGACUGAUUGGAAACUGACACAAGUGCUGUGACACCAAGAGUGAAGAAUGUUUUCAACCAAAGAUCAUCAUACCACGUGUAUCCAUUUCUAAACACAUCUUGCGGCCAAUGAUGCAUUCAAAACAACUGGGAAGUUGGACACAAUCCAGUUGGAGUUCAGCGGUUCAAUCUCAUUCCUGGUAAUGGGUCAAACAAGAAACAAAGAUGUUGACUGCGAUGAACUAGUACUGUUUGUGAAGAGACUGGCAAGGAAACAUUACUUUAGGCUACAAUCAGGCUGCGAGCGUAUCUGAUUUCAAUCGGAUUUAUCCUCAUAUUUGAUUUUUAAGGCUGACUGUUCACACCAUUUUUAGCAAGUGUCCAAAUCAAAUCUGUGCCUGUUCAGACUGGGCCACAUUGUUGACAUCUGACAGGUUGCUGUGACAACGAAGCAUACUGCGAUGUCACAGACAGUCAAAUCCCAUUUGAGCUGUUCAGACUAAGAAGCAUCUUGUCCAAAUCUAAUAUGAAACUAUCUCCCCUUUGUGGUUUCAAUCUGUCUCGCAAAAAUCUGAGUUCUGUGCUUUGUGUCUGUUCAGACAACAAAAGAGCUAUGCUGUAUCAAUUUGGAUGGGCUAAAAAUCAGAUUUGCUGCCAGUGUGAACAAGGCCUAGGAUCAGCAUUUGAAUUUGAAUUACAGCAAUCAACUAUGAGGGACAGGGGUUAUAGAUUGUUGUCAGUUUCUAGUUCAGUUACACUUGAAUUUGAAACACUUGAAAACAAAACAACAAAACGCUGUAAACUCAGCAUUCUAAUUAUACUGGACUUCAGUCAAGUAGUUUGAACUCAACAUUUUAAGUAAACUGGACAUCAGUUUGUGUGAAUAUAUUAAAUUUUGAGACAGCGGAACAUACAGGCAACUGAUAAACAACUUGAUAAAGUAAGUUAGGAAUACUAAAAAUAAGUUACAGUGGUACCUCUACGUACAAAAUUAAUUGGUUCUGGAAGUUAUUUCAUAUACUGAAAAUUCCGCAUGUAGAGACGCGUUUUCCAUGUAAAUGCCCUAAUCCAGUUUUUUUUUUUUUUUUUUUUUUUUUUUAAAUACAAUUUUCAAAA